Messenger RNA from Penicillium canescens, 1680 nucleotides. RefSeq names its product DUF4246 domain-containing protein. Bases 1 to 1680 code for a protein of 559 amino acids. The record is from RefSeq and is a predicted model, not a curated record. Lineage: Eukaryota; Fungi; Ascomycota; Eurotiomycetes; Eurotiales; Aspergillaceae. The transcript has 3 exons.
AUGGCUUCGCAAAAAGCCCCCGGACUUCCGGGGUUUUCGUUGCCCCUGAACUUUGCUCCACGGCGGGUGUUUCCUUCCGCACUUCAGUGCGAGGACUUGGGCAUGGAUGUCGGUCGCCUCAAUGUACAUCGGGAUAUCGUGAUGAUGCGAAUCAUCAAUGCAUUCACGGAAAGACCAGACUGGCACUCCAAGAUAUUUGACGAUGGGGCUCUGAAGGAACUGCUGCAACAAACCGCGGGCGGUGAAGAUGUCACCCCAAAAAUGACAAGCUGGAUCAUCAAGGAACUCCAGUGGAAAGCUGAAAAUCUGCUGAAGACCGGGUACACCUUCGCCCUGGAUCCAGGCGUGUUCAAGUCGGAUUCUGCGAUACCAGCCUCCACCACAAAGGCCUUGAAAGAGGCGUCUCGCUCGCUGGAGCCAGCCGGAGGGAACAAGAACUGCCCACCCGAAAGCAAGAAAAAGAUCGUCAACCCUGUGGAUCCCUCAAUAUGUCCUGUUAUCUACGGGCGUACGCGCAUUCUUCCAGACCAGACAAUCGGCGUUGACGAUUGCCUGGAUAAGGGGCAAGGAGUCCUUCUUCCAAUCCCACCAGAGGAACAGGCAUAUGACCAAGCAUUUGAUACAUCCUGGCCAGAACGUUGGAAAAAGGGGAAACCAUACAGUCGACUAUUUCAAUGGCUGCCAUCCGACGUGGCGUUUGGUGCAGACGAAAGAUGCCACAUCACUUCUUACAUCAACAAUCUUCCCCCUUGGGAGAACCGGGGACUGUAUGAAACCAUCGAGGAUGUUCUGACUCGGACGUUACCACUUUGGAACUCAACGUUGACAUAUGUACAAAACAAGUGGGCGAGAAUCCAGUGCAAUGAAGUUCAAUUUCUCGAGGGGGAUUAUGAGGUGGUUGGCCAGCAUGAGGACGCUUGCACCGUCAUACUUCCGGAGCCUGGGGAAUUCACACCCCCUGAAGUGGAUGAGGAUCGUGUCGAUCUGUGCCAGGAAUUCUCACAGGGAUUGCAAGUGAUUGUCAAAAUGACCAACAUUGAGUUGACUCCUGAAAUCCCUUCUUAUAAGGGUGAGCCGUGGUGCCUAGAUGGGCAAUUGAAUGAACAUAUCUGUGCGACAGCUUUGUACUGCUAUGACAGUGAAAAUGUGACAGAGCAUAAAAUCGCAUUCCGCCAACGCUCGCUUCCAAAUGAAAUCCGAUUGACAGACUAUCCCCAAUAUCACCAUGAAUGGCUUGAGCCUAUCUACGGAUUCACCAAUGCGUGGGACGUAACCUCCCUCACUCAAGAACUGGGAGAAAUCUCGACCCACGAAGGCCGUCUGAUCACUUUCCCUCACACACUACAACGCAGCAUGUCUCCAUUUUCCCUGGUUGACCCAUCCAAGCCAGGUCACCGCAAAUUGCUGGUCUUCUACUUGGUAGAUCCGCACAUACGCAUCAUCUCUUCUGCAAACGUGCCCCCACAGAGAGACACUUGGUGGAAGGAGAGACAAAAGGUGAUGGAGCGAGCAUUGGCAAAACUCCCUGUUGAACUACGCGACAUGGUGAGAGAACAAGCAGAUGAUACCAUUGAUUUGGAAGAGGCGAAGCGGCAAAGAGUGAGGCUUCUGAAAGAACGAAGGAUGAUGGCCAAACAGAAGGAUGCUUUGUUCGAGGAUGCAUCCAUUGGUCUCGCGUGA